UAACCUUCACUUCCCAUAAUUUUCUCAAACUCUCACUCUUCUUCUUAAUUCUUCUUCUUCUUCUUCUUCUUCUUCUUCUUCUUCUUCUUCUUCUUCUUCUUCGUUGAUCUCUCUAAGUAAUUAUUCUCAUGGAUCCACCACUCAACGAAAUAUACAACACCCUUUUGUAUAAUCAGAUCACAAACACAGGACAAAAUAUUCCCGAUAUAUCCAUAAGCUUCUCUGUCACGGCCGUCGUCGAAGAGGUGGAGCUUCCGGUGAUUGACGUCAGCCGUCUCAUCGAUGGAGCCGAGAAGGAUAGAGAGAAAUGUAAGGAAGAUAUUGCGAGAGCUUCAAGGGAGUGGGGAUUUUUUCAAGUGAUAAACCAUGGAAUGUCAAUGGACGUGUUAGAGAAGAUGAGACAAGAGCAAGUUAGGGUUUUUAGAGAGCCUUUUGGCAAGAAAAGUAAGUCGGAGAAAUUCUCCGCCGGGAGUUACCGGUGGGGAACGCCGUCAGCCACUUGUCUCCGGCAGCUUUCUUGGUCAGAAGCUUUUCAUGUUCCCAUGACAGAUAUUUCAGACAACAAGGACCUCACUAUUCUCAGGAUAGAGAGAAAUGUAAGGAAGAUAUUGCGAGAGCUUCAAGGGAGUGGGGAUUUUUUCAAGUGA
Camelina sativa (false flax) is the source of this 647-nucleotide messenger RNA. The record is from RefSeq and is a predicted model, not a curated record. Lineage: Eukaryota; Viridiplantae; Streptophyta; Magnoliopsida; Brassicales; Brassicaceae.